GUCUAUAAGUUUUUAGUUGUUUUUAAAAGUUGUUAAGUAAAAGCUUAUUUUUUGUUGUUUGCUGUUAUACUUGUUGUUCAUGUGUUGUUAAAAACACGUCUCACGAACCAGCUGAGUUUUUUUAUUCUGAGUACCGAUAGGACGUGACCAUACAUUUCAUGUCAAACUGACACCGUCAGACUAAAAUUACGUCACACUCGAAUGCCGUUACAAUCUGCCGCGAACUUUUUCGUUUGGACUACGAACGGCAAACUUUUUCUCAUCGAGGAAACCCUUUUGGAAGCUAAGUUUACAGUGUGUCUCGCGAGGGAAACUACAGGGGAGUUCGAAUCCUUAAAGACGGAGUAUACCAAGCACACGUCAGGCCAUCUGACCAAUUGAGAUGCAGAAAGGAGUACGUCAAGAAAUUAUAUAAUGGAGCUUUCGAAAAUAGAUACGAUAAAGAUGAAGAAAAAGGUGUGAAAAUCUUUGACGUUGCAGAACAGAAAGCAAAAGCUUAGAAUAUGUUGACAUGCGUAUAGUUACGUAUUGUAUAUUUUACGAAGAUAUGUCCUAGAACAGAGUAUUUAUAGCAUUUAAGCUGAGUUUCUAUUAUAAAAAACUUCCUCAGGUCACUAGAUUCAGUUACUAGUAGCUUGUAGUAUAAUGAUAUUUAUUGUGUUUUAAAAAACAUAACAAUAAAGCACUAGAGAAUACCUUUUGGAUGAACUUAACUCUAC
Molecule: messenger RNA, 719 nt
Organism: Acanthoscelides obtectus
Lineage: Eukaryota; Metazoa; Arthropoda; Insecta; Coleoptera; Chrysomelidae
Source: the annotation of a GenBank genome assembly